AUGCUUAUCUCAUGGGGCAGCCGAAUCUUUGUCAUCGCGGCAUCGGUUCUCAUCGUCGCUGGUGCCGAUGACGACAAAUGGCUCAGUCCUGUUUACGAGAACUUUUACGAGUUCCCACUUCCCAUUCCUCCAGUCAAGCAACCGCUCAAGACAUUUACUCCCGCUCAAGGCCCACCAAUCGAUUAUUAUGAGGUUGAAAUCAAGCCAGUCGACAUUCAAAUAUACCCCAAGCUUAACAAGACUCGCCAUGUGGCUUACGACGGGUUGGUUCCAGGUCCGACCUUUCGAAUGACAAAGGGUCGAGAAGCUGUAGUGCGAUUCAUUAAUCAUGGCGAUCGGGCCAACAGUGUACAUUUGCACGGAUCGUAUUCGCGGGCACCAUUUGAUGGGUGGGCCGAGGAUAUCACUGAACUAGGUCAAUACAAGGACUACUAUUACCCCAACGCUCAAAGUGCGAGAACACUAUGGUAUCACGAUCAUGCCAUCGAUCAUACUGCGGAGAACGCAUAUUUCGGACAGGCAGGGUUCUACAUUCUACAUGAUGAGGAAGAACUGAACACACCAGGCCUUCCUCAAGGUGAUUAUGACAUUCCUCUGGCGUUAUCCGCCAAGCGCUAUAACCCUGAUGGAUCGCUUUGGGAUUCAGAGGUCAAUCGCGAGAUCGUCAGUCUAUACGGAGAUGUCUUCCACGUCAAUGGACAGCCAUGGCCAUACUUUGCAGUUGAACCACGCAAGUAUCGUUUCCGCUUUCUGGAUACGUCGCUCAGUCGAUCAUAUCAGUUAUACUUUGAAGACAAGUCUGGAAAGAGAGUCUCAUUCACCGUCGUUGGUUCCGACGCCGGGCUACUCAUGAAUCCAGUUCSAUCCACGCAGCUCGACAUUUCCAUGGCGGAGCGAUGGGAAGUUGUCUUUGACUUUGCUUCUUUCGCUGGACAGAACAUUACACUCAGAAAUAAUCGAGAUGUUGCUGCUGAUGAGGAUUACAGUGGCACGGACAAGGUCAUGCGAUUUGUUGUUGGCAACACGGCAAAGGACCCGAACAACAACCCCGCGUUGCCAUCAGUGCUUCGCAAUGUUCCAUUCCCACCUCCCAAGACAGGGUUAGAUCGUUCAUUCCGCUUUGAACGUAAAAAUGGAAAAUGGGCGAUCAACGGACACUUUUGGUCGGAUGGUCCCGAGGAACGUAUAUUGGCCAAACCUCCCCGCGGUGCAAUUGAAGUGUGGGAGCUACAGAACGGCGGAGGCGGAUGGUCUCAUCCGAUUCACAUCCACUUGGUCGACUUCCAGAUCAUCAGCCGCACAGGAGGUGCGCGAAACGCAGUACUUCCCUAUGAGAAAGUAGCAUUGAAAGAUGUCGUCUGGCUGAACACGGGCGAAACCGUUCGAGUCAUUGCCAGAUAUGCGCCAUGGGAUGGUUUGUACAUGUUCCACUGUCAUAACCUCAUCCACGAAGACCACGAAAUGAUGGCAGCCUUCAACGUCACCGUACUCGCCGAUCUGGGCUACACCGAACAGACCCGCUUCAUCGAUCCCAUGGAUCCUCAAUACAGAGCUGUGGGCUUCAGUCCUCAGGACCUCCAACAGAGGACCGGCGAUUUUUCGGAUGCGGCGAUUUUGGCAAAGUGCAAGAAAUUUAGWGAUUUGGAAGCUUAUGUCAAUGUCGAAGAGACGGAGAAGGCGCUUGAGUCGUAUUGGGCGACUCGUGGUUCUUCUCAGGCUUCGACGUUCACUACGAAGACGAGCACGGCCAAGACGAGUUCUACUGUCARGGCGACUUCUACUACCAAAAGUUCCUCUACUACGAGGGCAUCUUCGACCACCAAGGCAGCUUCUACCACGCGAGCAACUUCUACUACGACCAAGAGAUGA
This is a messenger RNA of Ramularia collo-cygni, 1869 nucleotides long. Its product is annotated as related to bilirubin oxidase. NCBI's taxonomy places the organism in Eukaryota, Fungi, Ascomycota, Dothideomycetes, Mycosphaerellales, Mycosphaerellaceae. The transcript has 7 exons. Gene Ontology annotation, molecular function: copper ion binding; oxidoreductase activity. The record is from RefSeq and is a predicted model, not a curated record. The coding region runs from base 1 to 1869 and encodes 622 amino acids.